This is a messenger RNA of Aegilops tauschii subsp. strangulata, 3154 nucleotides long. RefSeq lists its product as uncharacterized. The record is from RefSeq and is a predicted model, not a curated record. Lineage: Eukaryota; Viridiplantae; Streptophyta; Magnoliopsida; Poales; Poaceae.
GAGGAAACCCAGCCCGACGAGCCACAUCCGACUCGAUCCGGACCCAACGCGGCGCCUCCCACUCGUACCGACCCACCGCCCUCCGCCCUCAUGUCCUCCUCCGCCGGCGACGGCCUCGCGCCCCCGUCGUCGGCGUCCAAGGGCAAGGCCAGGAUGGACGACGACGCCGUGGCCUUGGCGCCGGAGGGCGUCCCCUGCGGCAUCUGCUUCACGGACUCGCGGCGGGCGAUCCGGGGCGAGCUCGACUGCUGCGCCCACCACUUCUGCUUCGUCUGCAUCAUGGCCUGGGCGCGCGUCGAGUCGCGCUGCCCCUUCUGCAAGGCGCGCUUCCGCACCAUCCGCCGCCCGCCCGUCCCCGGCCGCCUCCCCUCCGAGCGCGUCGUCAACGUCACCGAGCGCAACCAGGUAUACCAUCCUCGAGGCAAUGUGAGUAGCGUGGUGAGCACUGAUCCUUACGUGAACAGCGGCUGCAGCGUAUGUAACUGCUCCAGUGAUGAGGACCUGCUGCUCCUCUGCGAGCUAUGUGAUGUGGCUUCACACACGUAUUGCGUGGGGCUAGGGACCACUGUGCCAGAGGGAGACUGGUUCUGCAAGGACUGUGAAACAUCCAAGGAGGAGCACUCGAGGUGUCAGAUCGAUGAUGGUGGGUCUAGUGAUCAUGGUGAAAUUGAAAUCACUAUUGAAGUUCCAACUGCUGAGCCAGUUACAGAACCUUCCGCUUCUGAUAUUGUGGAUGAGGGUUACUCUCUGAGUUCAGUUCGCCGCACAAAUACGAGGAGCAGUGGGACUACCAUUGAAGUUCCAACUGCUGAGCCGGUUACAGAACCUUCCGUUUCGGAUAUUGUGGAUGAGGGUUACUCUUUGAGUUCACUGCGCCGCACAAAUACGAGGAGCAGUGGGACUACCAUUGAAGUUCCAACUGUCCAGCCAGUUACAGAACCUUCCGUUUCGGAUAUUGUGGAUGGGAGUUACUCUUUGAGUUCACUGCGCCGCAGAAAUACGAGGAGCAGUGGGCCUAUCCCAGUUCCGUCUAUUUAUGAUAAUGUGGAUGAAGAUUACGGGACAAUUCCAGUGCACGGGACAAAUGCACAAAGCAGUGGGUCUUUUCCAGUUCCUUCUGUUUAUGACAUUGUGGAUGAGGAUUACGAAAUAAAUCCACUGCGUAGGACUAAUACGCGGAGCACUAGACCUGAUAGAAAUGCCAAUGAUUUGCCAUCGCAGGGUACUUCUUCUGAUGGAUCAUAUUCUCAUGAAUCUCCUCAAGGGCGAGGCACUGGUCGCGCAUUGUUGCAUGCCCAUGCUCGCUUUGGAACUGAGAGAGCUAGAACAUUUCGUAAUUCUCGCAAUCUUAAUAACCGUAUAAUGCUGCUGCGUGAGAACUGGCCUGCUCUCCGUGCAGGUUCUGCGGGAUUUGCCACACAUCUACACAACAAUAGCGCUAGUUCUUCUGUUAAAGGGCAUCAGCAGUCUGCGGCACCUCCGCCUAAGGAGACCCGUUAUGUCAAUAAGGCAUGGAAAAUGUUGGAAAUGGCAAAGUCUGCUGGUGGAAGGAAGAAAUGUGACAAGCCUUCCUCCCUAGACUGCACUCCUCGAUUCUCUAUGGGAAAUAGGUCAACUUCAUUCAGCCCGAUUGAUACAAUCUUAGGACAGAAGAAGCAGAGCCUUUCUCCUACCGUGACUCAGAGAAACGCUAUGAAAUUUGACCGUGGUGCAAAAAGGGAUAAUAUACUGCCCAGGAAGGAUGUUGUAGGGCACUGCGACUUGCCUGGGAAUCGCCAUGUAUUAGUUCGUGAAGGAAUUGGUUCAUUCCAGUGUAGAAUGACAAAUCAGGAAAGUCCAAACGGUAAAGUUGCCUUGUCAAGCCAUAGUCAACAUGUUGAUCAGACACCAGAAUCCUCGUGUGGCGGUAAAGUUGCCUCAUCAAGCCACAGACAACAUGUUGAUCAAACAUUGGAAUCUGUGCAUGGCCCGCUUGGAUCAGGGAAACCUAAAAUGGAUGCGCUGCAUCCAUCUGCAAACAGUCUAUUGUCUGGUCGUCCCACGAUGAUCUCUCCGCUACAAAUCGUGCCGAGCGCUGGGAGCCAAUCUGGUGCAAAGGUAAACCCUCAGGAACCUUCAGCCGUUUGUGCUGCAACAUCCAAUGAAAUUGGCACCAUGGCAGCAACAGUUGAAGUUAGAAAAAGUUCUGGACCAGACCGUGGCGAGUCCAAGAGAAAACAUUGUUCUGGAACUCGUGAUGAUCAAGGAUCCAAAAAACCCAGGGUAAACCCUCAGGAACCUUCAGCCGUUCGUGCCGCAACAUCCAAUGAAAUUGGUACCGUGGCACCAACAGUUGAAGUUAGAAAAAGUUCUGGACCAGACCGUGGUGAGUCCAAGAGAAAACAUCGUCCUGGAACGCGUGAUGAUCAAGGAUCCAAACAACCCAGGGUAAACCCUCAGGAACCUUCAGCCGUUCGUGCUGUAACAUCCAAUGAAAUUGGUACCGUGUCAGCAACAGUUGAAGUUAGAAAAAGUUCUGGACUAGACCGUGGUGAGUCCAAGAGAAAACAUCGUUCUGGAACGCGUGAUGAUCAAGGAUCCAAAAAACCCAGGAAGAGCGAUAAACUUGCAAAAAGUGAAAUAUCAUGCUUGGCCAUGCUUGAGUUGAAGCUACUCAAGAUAGACAAAACCUACGGUUCUGACAGAUUCAAGGAAGCCGCUCGAGCAGCAACACACACCGUCUUGGCUUCCUACGGACUGGAGCAUACGCCAUCAGUAGCCCUGGCACUCCCCAAACCGGUCUGCAAGCACAGCUGCAGAACCGGAUCUUCCAAAGCGUCAGCGAUAGCCAACACCUGCAAGGAAUGCCUGCGUGGUUUCGUGAAGCAAGCCAUCAGUUCGGUGUUGGCCAGCAAGCAGAUGGAUCAAACUGCCGCCUCUUGCUAGGGUUUAGACGGCGUCUCAAAUUGCCUUUUGCAGUUGUGAAUGAAAAAUUCUUUUGUUUUAGCUAGUGUUUAGACAGAUGUUGUAUGUACAUUUCCAUAGCAUUUUUUGGUGUGACCUACCUAGCUGUGUAGUGGUUGCUUGGCUUGGUUGGUAGACCUGAUCCAGGACAAGAAACAUAGUACUUGAAUGGGUUUCAAGAAUAACAAAAGAAACAUAGUACUUGAAACAA